AUGAACAAGAAAGGAUUGGCCAUCCUCAUGCGAGCCAGAAUGAGGGCAGCAGCUGCAGACGGUUCUUCUUUUCCGGCGAGCACUAACAGCAAGCUCGCCCUUGCUGCCGCGCCUCUCCCUACGGCGAGGGAAGGAGAAGCAAUCCGAUCCCACGGAGAUGGCGAUCGUCUCUGUAAGCAACAGGGAAACGCUGCCGCUGCUUCACUUCCUCCUCAGAGAGAUCUGGAUGUCGUGCGAGAUGCAAUGCACUCCGCCAUAUCGUCGAACAAAACUGAACUUCUCGAUACCGUUCUUCGUGAUUUCUCCGAGGGUUACUUUGGCCUCUCUCGUGAUCACCGCCGCAGGCUGUUACUCAUCCUUGCUAAAGGGUAUGAUCUCAACCGCAACCAGGCUCGUGAACUCAUGAAACAGCAUCUGGGUCUCCAGCUUCCUGCUGGUGAUGGAGGUGAAUCUGAUUCCCCAAAAGAUGAAGCUAUGCUUUCUGCUUUCUAUCGCAUUGAAAGAAACCUCAGACAGGCUCUCAAGCCUGCCUACGAGGUCCUCUUUGAGAGACUCAACACCCACCCUGGUGGGUUGAGAUUCCUAUCCACCCUUCGUGCUGAUAUCUUGUCCAUUUUACAAGAUGAAAACAUUGCAUCCUUGCGGGCUUUAGACACCAGUUUGAAGGAGAAACUUACAACUUGGCUUAGUCCUGUCGCAUUAGAGCUUUACCAGAUUACUUGGGACGACCCUGCUUCUUUGCUUGAGAAAAUCGUGGCUUAUGAGGCUGUACAUCCUAUCAGCAAUCUUUUAGACCUCAAAAGACGACUGGGCGUUGGUCGUCGUUGUUUUGGAUAUAUACACCCUGCAAUACCUGGCGAGCCCCUUAUUUUCAUUGAAGUUGCACUCUUGAAGAAUGUGGCUCAAACAAUUCAGGAAGUUUUGUGGGAUGAUCCUCCUAUUCCAGAAUCUGAGGCUACAUGUGCAUUAUUUUAUUCCAUAUCAUCAACCCAGUCUGGCUUGGCAGGGAUAAACUUAGGGAAGUUUCUUAUAAAACGUGUGAUCACAUUGGUGAAAAGGGACAUGCCUCACAUUUCUACAUUUGCUACUCUGAGCCCUAUCCCAGGGUACAUGCAAUGGCUGCUGUGUAAGUUGGCAUCUCUGUCGCAGGCAUCAUCAGGUGUAUCUGAUUCCCCGUUUAUGGAGAGCGUGCUUGAACCAGAUGAAGAAAGGGCCCUCAUGAACUCCUCUGGAGAGACUUAUGCAGGAAAAAGUGGCGCAGAAGUGAUGUUGAGCAUGCUGACAUCAACCAACUAUGAUUGGGCUUCCAAUGCUGAAAUGCUUUCAGCAUUGAAACCGCCACUCAUGAGACUCUGUGCCAGGUACCUUUUGCAAGAGAAGAAGAGAGGCAAAGCCCUAGACUCUGUUGCAAACUUUCACUUGCAAAAUGGAGCGAUGAUUGAAAGAAUAAAUUGGAUGGCUGACCGAUCCGAGAAAGGUCUUCGUCAAAGUGGUGGGAUUAUGGUAAACUAUGUGUACAGGGUUGAGGAGAUUGAAGAGAAUGCUCAAGCAUAUUUCAGGGCUGGUCACAUACAGGCUUCUGAAGAUGUCAGUCGCUACAUUAAGGAACACGAUGUUAGAGGCUUGAAGGAGAAUGAUGGGGCAAAACCACUGUAA
This is a messenger RNA of Linum trigynum, 1656 nucleotides long. The record is from the annotation of a GenBank genome assembly. Lineage: Eukaryota; Viridiplantae; Streptophyta; Magnoliopsida; Malpighiales; Linaceae.